AUCUCCUCUCCGUGCCUGGUGCCGGACUGGCCCGCAUUUGAUAUCGGCAUGGAACGCCCCUCGACACAGAGCCGGGCGCGGACGCCCCCGAAUCCGGAGAACCUCGACGCUUUUAGCGGCAGGCGACCAGUGUUCAGCUUGUCUCCAAACCGACCUCACUCACCCGGUCGAUACGCGCGCAGGCGGGUGCGGACCUCCGUCCUUCAGCAGCUUCUCCCACAUCGGCGAGGAGGUCCAAAGCUUGACCUUUGCCGUGGGGCUCCGCGAAGAUGCGGCGAAUGCCGAGUACUACGUGAAGAAGAUCUUACCGAUGUCGUUCUACGAGCCCGGGAAGCCCGUCGAGAAGCGGGCUCGGGCACCCCCGAAGGACGCGCCGCCCGUCGAGGCGCUGGACGUGCCCGAGCUCGUGGAGAUGCGGCAGCGCCUCCGAGACGUCCUGCGGGGCUGCGAGAAGAUGGAGCGCGAGGAAAAGCAGUGCGCCGCCGAGCUGCAGGCCGCGACGGACCGGCUCGCCACGGUCGAGAAGCGAUCCGCGCAGCUCGACGACCAGCUCGACCAGUACGACGAGCAGCUAGCCGAGGAGCGGAACCGGACCCUGGCGGCGUCGAUGGACGCGGAGCAGACGCGGGCCCAGCACGCGGAGCUGCUCGAGCAAGUUGAGCGCGGCGAGAGGGCGGUCGCGCGGCUCGAGGCCGAGCUCGCCGACAAGGAGGCGCAGCUCCGGGCCCUCGAGGCGUGCUCGGACCUCGAGCUCGUCUUCGGGCGGCGCGACGACGAGCCGGACGGCGCGGAGCUCGUCCUGCGCGACGAGGUCUCCGGGCUCGACGCCUGGCGGCAGCCGCCGGCGAAGCUCGCGAAGCGGCACCUCCAGAUGGCGGCGAACGCGUCGCGCCCUCCCGCGGCGGCCGGCGGCGCGACGUACGCGGCCCGGAUGACCUCAUUCAAGCGCAGGCUCCGCGCCGGCCGGCGGCCCCGCGGCGCCGAGGCGGCCGGCUCCGUCGCGUCCGGGGCCGCGUAAGCGCGCCGGUACUCCUAG
Molecule: messenger RNA, 1036 nt
Organism: Pelagomonas calceolata
Lineage: Eukaryota; Pelagophyceae; Pelagomonadales; Pelagomonadaceae
Source: the annotation of a GenBank genome assembly